AUGGAUUCAAGCAAAAAUGCUAAAUUUCCUCUGCACGAGGCUGCACGAGAAGGAAGAGAUCAAGUUGCGGAGUCCCUUCUGAACGCAAAUCCCAAAUCUGCUUAUGUCAAAGAUGACGAUGAGCGACUCCCAAUUCAUUGGGCCGUUGCCUACAACAAACUACCUAUUGUGGAGUUGCUUGUCUCCCAUAUAAAUUUUGAUCCUGAUGUUGAAGACGGGUCCGGCUGGACACCACUCAUGAUCGCUGCGAGCUUGAAGAAUGCCGAGGGUGAUUCGAUCAUUGAUCUGCUUCUGCGUAAAGGUGCUGAUGUUACUAUGAAGAGUUCUUCUGGUCAGAACGCCUUGCACUUUGCAAGCUCGAAGUCGAACAUUUCAACUGUCAAAACCUUGAUUGCUCAUAAAUGCAGUGCGCGUGUAAAAGAUACCCGAGGGCAACUACCUCUUCACCGAGCUGCAGCAGUGGGAUCUGUUCCAAUUAUCAAGAACCUCCUGGAAGAAGGAAACAGCCCGAUCAACGCCACAGAUAAUGACGGCUUUACGGCGCUGCACCAUGCGGUGUCAGAAGGGCACGGAGAUGCUGCCAUCCUACUUUUAAAGUCAGGGGCGCAGGCUGAUAAGAGAGAUAUCGAUGGAAGAUUGGCUAUUGAUCUUGUUCCUGAUGAUAAGGUCAAGCAAUACAUCUUGAAAACCGCAGAAAGAGAGGAAGUAGAACUUCCAUGA
Penicillium taxi is the source of this 720-nucleotide messenger RNA. Its product is annotated as ankyrin repeat domain-containing protein. The transcript is spliced from 6 exons. The record is from RefSeq and is a predicted model, not a curated record. Bases 1 to 720 code for a protein of 239 amino acids. Gene Ontology annotation, molecular function: protein binding. Lineage: Eukaryota; Fungi; Ascomycota; Eurotiomycetes; Eurotiales; Aspergillaceae.